Marmota flaviventris (yellow-bellied marmot) is the source of this 2379-nucleotide messenger RNA. Its product is annotated as tumor necrosis factor receptor superfamily member 10A-like. Gene Ontology annotation, molecular function: TRAIL binding. Gene Ontology annotation, cellular component: plasma membrane; cell surface. Gene Ontology annotation, biological process: positive regulation of apoptotic process; TRAIL-activated apoptotic signaling pathway. The record is from RefSeq and is a predicted model, not a curated record. Lineage: Eukaryota; Metazoa; Chordata; Mammalia; Rodentia; Sciuridae.
GCAGGUGGCAGCGCGCGCAGCUAGACGGGGCGACAUUUCCAUGUGGACGAGAAACGCGGAAGAUUCUGCAGCCAACUCUCAAUCGUAGCCCAGGGACGGAGCCCAAGAGUCCCCCUAAUACCAUGGUCCACAGGGGGAGCGCGCUAGGCGGCCCCGGGGCCCCGGGAGUGCGCGCCCCCGGCCCCAGCCGAGCCCUGGAAGCCGCACCUGGACUCCGGGUCAGGACCUUGACUUUCGUCUGUGCGCUGUGGGUCCUACUUGAGCCAGCCACUGGUGCUAGAGCUUAUUCACCAGAUGACCUUUCAGAAGGAUGGUGUCUUGCAGGCUAUUACCGGACUGAGACUGGGGCUUGCGAGAUGUGCCAGGAGGGUGUGGAUUACACCAACCAUUCCAACAACCUCUCUUCCUGCAUCCCCUGCAGCGUCUGUAGAAAUGAUAAAGAAAAGAAGAGUCCGUGCACCACCACCAGAGAUGCAGAGUGCCAAUGUAAACCAGGCACCUUCCAGGAUCAAAACUCCCCUGAGUUCUGCCGAACGUGCUCGGACCGCUGCCACGGUGAGAUGGUGGAGGAGAGUCCCUGUGUCCCCUGGAGUGACCGCAAAUGUGUCCACAAAGAAUCAGGUACCAAGGCCAUCAGGGAAACCCUGGCUUCUGCAGAGCCAGUGACAGCCCACGUCAGCAUUACUGCCUCUGUCCAUCCCUCCUCAGACCGUAGAGUCGGAUAUAUGGUGCUGGGCCUGGGCCUGUUUCUGGCUAUGGUUGCUGUAAUUUUUCUGCUUUGGAUUACGUGGAGGUUUUCAAGGAGGAAGAAGAUAUUCAAAUGUAUAAAGAACAUCUUUCCAAGCUGUGGACAAGACUCUCAGCACGUGGACACAGUCUCUAUCCCAAGAAAGCUUGAAGCUCAGGACAAUGACCACAAUGAGAUCCUAGCCAGCACGAACUCACCAUCCACCGUGGACUCUGAGCAGCAAAGGAAUGGACAACAGCUGGUGACACGUGUCACUGAAGAGUUCCCAGAGGAGGAAACAAGUCUGCUGAGACCUGCAGAAACAGAGAGGUCUCCGAUGAAAAGGAGGCCACUGGUUCCAGUAGAGGGAACUGAUACCAUUGAGACCAUUCGGCAGUUCUUCAGUUGCCAUCAGAACGUUGUACCCUAUAAAUCCUGGUAUAAACUCAUGCGGGUGCUGGGCCUUACAGAUAAUGAAAUUCUUGUGAUCAAAGAUGGAAUACAGAACCCGGAAGAUUGCUUGUAUGAGAUGAUGGUAAAAUGGAUCAACAAAAUGGGGCACAGUGCCUCCAUCAACACCGUGCUGGAUGCCUUGGAAACAAUUGGCGAGAGAAAUGCAAGGGAGAAAAUCGAGGACUACAUGGUGAAUUCCGGAAAAUUUAUCUAUCAGGAAGAUGGAGCAGAUCCUGCAAGGUCGCUUCUUUAGAAAGGCAAAUGUUCCCUCCUUUGUCUUUUCUCCCCUCAAAAAAAAAGCCACUUGAACACAAGAAAGUAGGAAAUAAUCAAACUUCCACAUGACAAGAUCUGGAGCGCUUUCUUAAUUCUUGUGCAUUUGAAGAAUGAAACCCUUGGACCAAGAUGACUGUGUGUAACAGAAAGAUGUAUUGAAGCACAGGAAGGGACCUCCUGCAGUACAAGAGGGGCCCUAAUAGUAGGCUUUCUCCUGCUGAGUGUGCUAGUCUAUGGGUUUAUAUAGCACUUGGUUUGCUGCUAUAGGACUUGAAAACUACUAAAGCCAUUGCUAAUUCUUGAGUUCCAACUUUCUUUCAAGUCUGCCCCACUUCCAGCCUAGUGUGGGGCUGCAGCAGGUGUCUGUACUGUGCCCAGGCCUGGCCUCUGAAGGAUGACAGGUCGGUGUGCCUUGGCUUGCCUGGGUACUGGCUUUCUGUCCUGCCUAUGGGGGCCACUCCAUGGGCCGCAGGCAGCGCUUGCCAACCGCACUCGGACACACUUGGCUGCUCCACAUCUGCUCCUCGGCUGGGACCAGUAGGCUGGCUGCAUAUAGCUUGGCAGCUGGGGGAAAGCCGUACCAUUAAGACGUACGGCUCUUUUUUUUUUUUUAAGUGGCACUUUUUUAUUCUAAUACAUCUUAAUUUUUCCUUGUAACUAUGUUUACGUGUUUACAUUAACUUGUUUCUGUCAUUAUUUAUGUGUUUUUGUAAUUUGGUAUGUUAUAAUGUAAGUGUUUGACAAGAAUUCUUCUUCCUAAUAUGCACUUUGAUUUAAUGACUCUUCAGUGUUUAACCCAGUCUUUUAAACUUAUAAACUUAUUUAUUUUCUGUUGGUGUUGGGGAUCACUCAGGGCCUUGCACAUGCUAGUCAAGAGCUCUACCACUGAUCAUCUCCAAACUUUAAAUAUGACACUUCUGUAA